Didymella exigua CBS 183.55 is the source of this 843-nucleotide messenger RNA. RefSeq names its product GATA type zinc finger protein Asd4. Gene Ontology annotation, biological process: positive regulation of transcription by RNA polymerase II; negative regulation of transcription by RNA polymerase II. NCBI's taxonomy places the organism in Eukaryota, Fungi, Ascomycota, Dothideomycetes, Pleosporales, Didymellaceae. The record is from RefSeq and is a predicted model, not a curated record. The coding region runs from base 1 to 843 and encodes 280 amino acids. Gene Ontology annotation, molecular function: DNA-binding transcription factor activity, RNA polymerase II-specific; zinc ion binding; RNA polymerase II cis-regulatory region sequence-specific DNA binding. The transcript has 3 exons.
AUGACCUACGCGACCGCCGCGCCCGCAACUCCUGGCGGACAGAGCAACUCGCCGCCUGUCUGCCAGAACUGCACCACGAGCACGACACCGCUCUGGCGCCGCGAUGAGUCCGGCGCCGUGCUUUGCAACGCCUGCGGGCUGUUCCUGAAGCUGCACGGCCGCCCACGCCCAAUCUCGCUCAAGACGGAUGUCAUCAAGAGCCGCAACCGCGUCAAGACGGGUGGGCCAGGGCGCAAGAAGGGCGAGGGAAUCAACGGCCUUGCUGCCGCCCACCCCGACGCCGACGGUCAGCUGGGCCUCGCUCAGCACCGCCGCGCCUCUGGCAAGAUCUCGUCCGGCCUCUCCGAUCGCUCGCAGUCGCCCAUCUCGCGCACCGGCACGCCCAACUUUGCCCACCCCUCCAACAUCGCGCCCCAGCACAUGUUCGAGCAGGCGCUGAACGGGGACGCCGUAUUCCAGCCCUCCAUGCACGGCUUCGGCAUCCCACGCCAGCCCUCGCCCAGCUCUCUGUCCUCGAUCAACGGCUCGCACCUCGAGCCGCCGCUCUCAUACGACUCGCUCGCCGCCCAGAACACCGCGCUGAAGACGCGCGUCUCCGAGAUGGAGCUCAUCAACGACCUCUUCCGCAACCGCGUCAGCGAGCUCGAGACCAGCGAAGGCCAGGCCCGCGCCACCGAGCAGGCACUGAGAGCCGAGCUCGAGGCCACCCAGCAGCGCGAGCAGGCCCUGAAGCGGCGCAUUGAGGAGAUCGAGGAGGAGAGCCCACGGCACAAGAAGAUGAGGAUGAGCGACCUGGUCGACGAGAGCCGCGCGGGGUCGCCAAUCAGCUCCAUGGUGGAGUAG